Messenger RNA from Pocillopora damicornis (cauliflower coral), 590 nucleotides. RefSeq names its product small ribosomal subunit protein eS4. The record is from RefSeq and is a predicted model, not a curated record. Gene Ontology annotation, molecular function: structural constituent of ribosome; RNA binding. Gene Ontology annotation, cellular component: cytosolic small ribosomal subunit; ribosome. Lineage: Eukaryota; Metazoa; Cnidaria; Anthozoa; Scleractinia; Pocilloporidae. Gene Ontology annotation, biological process: translation.
CUCUUUCCUUCUCAUCGCCAUCAUGGCUCGGGGUCCAAAGAAGCAUUUAAAGCGCUUAAAUGCACCGCAUCAUUGGAUGCUUGAUAAAUUGUCUGGUAAAUUUUACAAGCUUGGUCAAGUGCGACGCGUGGCCACUGGCGCCAAGGGUGUUCCCUACCUUGUUACCCAUGAUGGUCGUACCAUCCGUUAUCCUGACCCUCUUAUCUCUCUGCACGACACUGUGGUAAUUGAAAUCAAGAGUGGUAAGAUCAUUGACUUUAUCAAGUUUGACACUGGAAAUCUCGCUAUGGUUGUUGGAGGACGCAACAUGGGCCGAGUUGGAAUUGUUACUCAUCGUGAGAGACAUGCAGGUUCAUUUGACAUUGUCCACGUGAAAGACAACACUGGCCAUCAGUUUGCCACGCGUAUCAGUAACAUCUUCAUCAUUGGCAAGACCAACAAGCCACAUGUGUCCCUGCCCAAGGGCAAGGGUGUCAGGCUUACUAUUGCUGAGGAGCGAGACAGAAGACUGCAGGAGAAGGCCAAAAUGAGCUCCAUGUAAAUUGUUACAGAAGGACCACAAAUAAAAGUUCUACCAUUACAACAUCUUA